AUGGGACGGCUAUCCAUUCGAGAAGUUGUCUUCCAAACAUUGCUAUGGAUGGCUGCCACACAAAACAUAUUUCUUAUCCACAGUGCAUUCCGCCCGGACUAUACGUACUAUCCAGAAGCAGGAGGCUGGUUCAAGAUCCAUAAGGUGCCGACUGACUGGAAUGAAGCUAGACUCAAAUGCUAUUUCGAAGGUGCAAAUCUGGCAUCCCCUAUCAACGAUAGAGUGUACGCUGCAAUGAGGAGUUUGAUGCUGGUGCAGUCCGGGCCUGCGUUCACUGGCGUCCACAUGUUGGAUGCUGUUGGAGAAUUUACUUCCAUCGAAGGAGUACAGCUACAACGAAUGCCUAUCCAGUGGGCGAAGGGGGAGCCCAAUAACUUGAACAAUGAAGAACGCAGCUUGGCAAUUCUCCCGGACGGGUCCUUCGCUGACGUGCAGAGCAAUAAGGUUCUCCCCUACAUAUGCUAUCGGAAACAGACUGGCAAUGAAAUAAUGUCCAAGGAGUGUGGAUCAUAUGCAGAGGGGUAUGAAUGGGAUCCCGUAUCGAACAGUUGCUACAAGUAUCACCAUGACUGCGUGAAGUGGCACCGCGCCAACAUGAUCUGCGCAGCGGAGGGCGCACACCUCCUCAUACUGAACAGCGAGCGGGAAGCGAAACUUAUUGUUGAUAGGUACGCGAAGAGGCCUAUCAACUGUAACCCUAACUCCGUGAACUUUGGAUCGACUUUUUUCCUCGUCGGCAUUCACAACAUCGACGUCGAACGCUCCUUCUGGUUCACAGUUGACGGUCAACGCAUCGAGGAUUCUGGUUACCAUCGUUGGGCGAGCGGCGAACCCAACAUUUUGUCGGAAAAGUGCGGAGCUUUCCGACGAGACAACUCCGGCCUUUUCGACAUACAGUGCGAAGAACGAGUGCCCUUCAUAUGCGAAAUCUCAGAUCCCAAAAAUGUGUUCGGGAGAAUUGAUAAUUGA
Messenger RNA from Chilo suppressalis (striped riceborer), 969 nucleotides. Lineage: Eukaryota; Metazoa; Arthropoda; Insecta; Lepidoptera; Crambidae. The record is from the annotation of a GenBank genome assembly.